Messenger RNA from Amyelois transitella, 1258 nucleotides. Its product is annotated as gustatory receptor for sugar taste 64f. Lineage: Eukaryota; Metazoa; Arthropoda; Insecta; Lepidoptera; Pyralidae. Gene Ontology annotation, cellular component: membrane. The record is from RefSeq and is a predicted model, not a curated record. Gene Ontology annotation, molecular function: taste receptor activity. Gene Ontology annotation, biological process: detection of chemical stimulus involved in sensory perception of taste; sensory perception of chemical stimulus. The transcript is spliced from 10 exons.
AUCAAUAAGAUCAGCUGAAAAUCUAGGAGAUCGCCUCCAUUUGAAUAAAUACGACCAAAAUGGCUUCCAUUCUGCAAUACGGCGAGCUUUACUUAUCGGGAGAAUAUUGGGGUUAUUGCCCUUGUGUGGACUCAAUAAUCCAGAUAGCCGUCACUUGAGAUUCAGCUUCGUCUCACCGUAUGCUCUAUUUUAUUUUGCCAGCCUAACCGGUCAAAUUUCAAUGUGCAUCAUGAGUCUAUAUUGGCUCAUAGAGAACAAAAUUACUUUGACUAAUGUCACUAACUCUUUGUUUUACACUUUAAGUCUGCUAUCAUUGGUAAUAUUGGCCAACAUUGGACGCACCUGGCCCAAUCUGGUGGCCAAGGUUGAAGAAAUAGAAAAAAAAUUACCUCCUCUAGAGAGAAACAUUCCACUUUUUUGCAAUGUCACUAUGAUAAUCAUACUCUUUUCAGCUCUAGUUGAGCAUUUUCUAUCCGCAUUAUAUGGGUACACAGUUGCGAAGUCCUGUCACUCCACCAACGUCGCCGAGACGUUCUUCCACUAUGACAAACCCUGGAUCUUCAAUUAUACGACUUAUAGCUUGUGGAAAGGAGUUUUGGCUGAAAUACUUAACAUCCAGGCUACAUUCACAUGGACCUACAAUGAUGUCCUUAUUAUGAUUAUCAGCAUUUAUCUUGCUGAGCAUUUUGUGAUACACAACCAACUGUUGAAGAAAGCAAUCAAACAGGAACAUUUCUCCUGCGACGAGUUCCGUACUCAGCAUUUACGGAUCAUCCGUCUUGUUAAACUCAUUAAUAACCAAGUCGGAAUUUAUAUAUUGACAUGCUUUGGCAGCAAUUUGUACUGGAUUUGCACUCAACUGUUUUACAGCUUGAAUAAAAGCCAUACGGGACAUUUCAUUUCAUGCGCCCCAAAUAAUACGGAAUUUACUGAGAAAAUGGUAGUCCACGGGAUAGAACAUAUAGUAUACUUCUCCUACUCAUUCUCUUUUCUCUUGGCUCGGACGCUUUUGGUUCUGAUGCUGGCCGCGAGGGUGCAUUCGACGUCAAUUGUACCACUUGGUCUACUGUACGAAAUACCUACUGAUAAGUUUACCGUAGAGAUAGAGAGAUAUAUAUCGCAAAUUAAAAACAUAAAAGUCGCAUUAACUGGCCUCGACUUCUUUUAUGUCACUCGUACUAUGAUAUUAACUCUUCUAAAAACAAUUGUAACAUACGAACUGGUUCUAUUACAAUUCGGAAAAUAAAGAAAUGCAUAA